CAUCCAAGCCAGAACAUGCUUUUCUCAUCCACUGCAAGUCUUCCACGUUGGAAAAGGAGCCCAGCUGUAGCUUCCCCCUGUCCUCAGGCAGACGUUGCUCAGCUGUGAGGCAACUCCUCGCUGCUCAGCCUGUCUGGGUUCACAAACAUCAGGAGGAAUGGAGGAACUUGUACACAGAUGAUCGCUUCCCCCUUUCACCUUCUUUCCCAAGUGUGUUAUUCACCUUCUCAGAACAGAUGCUCCUUUAGGCUAGGGCCUGGCUUUUCAGCUAUUUGCACAGCCCGCAGGCCAGCAGAGCCCUGACCCCAGCUGGCACUGCGGGGCUGGAUGAGAACACGUUCCAAGUGAGGUUCUCGAGUGGAAAGGGACUGAGUCACAGGAGAAGCAUUCAACGGCCUCCCUCUGCUUGAUUCAGCCCUUCUAGCCCGGGCAUUGCUCACUUUUCACCUCUGCGUGCAACCACUGGAACCAGGGUGUGGCAGGAAGCCUAUACGAGCCCAGCAGAUCCCUACAGAAGCAGGGUUUGCACCAUUUCAGCUGGCAGGGAAUGGAGGAUGCUGUGCUCCCACCCCUGCGUGCUGCCCACAGAAGUCAGCAUGCCUGAACUCCACCAGCUCAGCCAGCCUCCCGGACCUUGGGAGGUAACUGUGCUAGCACAGAGCCGCAGAACAGACAGAAUCUGCGCAAGAUUUCCAACAGAGUAGGAAUAAAAUUCUUCUGGAUAAAACAUUAUGAAGAAGAUAUUCCACGGUCUGGGGAGCUGCAUAUUGACCUAGACCCCAAGAUCUAGCUUCCAGCAGAAAUACAGCAAAAAACAUGGAAGAGAAGAAGAAAGAGGAGAAACCAGAAGAGCAACUUUUAGAAGAAUACACUUUCCAGAAAGCCUUACUGGAAUUUCAAAUUGAAACCAAAGAAGCAGCAAUUGAUCAGGUUUUGUGUAACCUGAAACAAGUGGAAGAGAAGAACAAAGAAUAUCAUGAAAGAAACAACCGUCUGAAGGAAGAACAGCAGGCACACAUCAGGCAUAUACUCAGAAAAAUAGAAGAAAAGGAGAAAGAGCAAGAUGAAAAGGCGGUUGUAACUAGGGAUGACGUGGAAGAGUCACUGCAAGCCACAUGGCAGUACACUAAGGACAAAGAACAGCUUCUGAAAGACCUGCGCUCCCGAAUGGAAGAAACUGAGCAACGACUUUCAGCAAAGCAGAGUGAGAGGGAUUACUGGUUGGAGUACAAAAACGUGGGAAGUAAAAUACACGCCAACAAGAUUAAGAAUCUGGAAAAAAACAUCCAGGAAGUCAAAGAUGACCUUCACAGGGCUACAGAAUAUUAUAGAAAGGCUUUGAAAGCAGUGAAAGAAGAAAAUGACAGACUAGUUGAGCUGUACACGAAGAAAAGUAAGGAACAGGCGCAAGAGAGUGCUGUAAGAUACUUAGACAAAAGCAGCAUCAGAGAAAUUGAAGAGAACGAGUGGCUGAAAGAAAAGGUUAAAGUGUACCGAAAGGAAGUGAGAGAUUUGAAAGCCUCUAUUCAGCUUCUAGAAGAAGAAAAUAUAAAUUUAGUGACAAAUCUGAUUGAUGGCAAACUUCGGAAUCUGAAAGUACCCAGGCAUUUGUGUCUUACUCAGGCGGCUGGCUUGCAAGGUGAAUUCUCCCAGGAUGAAAUUAAAGCAGUAGAGCCCAGAGAGUACUCAGCAAAGACAGAUGGAGAGGAAAGCCUCAAAAGUGCUGCAGUGCCCUGUCAAAAGAGAAAAUCCUCUCCAAAGAUUCAGUCUGAAACAGAGGACGGGAAGCCUCAAGACAGCGAUGAGGAGCUGCAGGAAAAAUCAUUGACUCCACUUCUUAACAGCUUGUAUGAAGUUGAACAAGAUUUCCAGGAAUACUUAAAACUGGGUCCUCUGGAGUCAAAGCUAAUGUGUGUGAUCGGAAGAGCCAUGCCUAUUCACAAGGAGCCAGAAGAAAUGCCAGGCAGGAGCCCCACGGAAGGUGGCUCUACGGCUAAAUCCAACAGGCACAUCACAGCUGAGAUGAUCAAAGCCUUGACUAAGGAACAGGUUGGUUAAAAAAAAAAAAGAGAAGCUGUGCUGUUAACAGACAUGUAACACUCUCGGUUCAUUAAAUAUUUGCUCUGUCGUUCA
Molecule: messenger RNA, 2133 nt
Organism: Anas platyrhynchos (mallard)
Lineage: Eukaryota; Metazoa; Chordata; Aves; Anseriformes; Anatidae
Gene: CCDC83
Product: coiled-coil domain containing 83
Source: RefSeq, a predicted model, not a curated record